Molecule: messenger RNA, 5397 nt
Organism: Perca fluviatilis (European perch)
Lineage: Eukaryota; Metazoa; Chordata; Actinopteri; Perciformes; Percidae
Product: GON-4-like protein
Exons: 37
Coding region: 100-5397 (1765 amino acids)
Biological process (GO): regulation of DNA-templated transcription
Cellular component (GO): nucleus
Molecular function (GO): transcription coregulator activity
Source: RefSeq, a predicted model, not a curated record
AAGGACUCGGUCCGGAAGUCGUAUUGUUGUUGGCGGAACAGAGCUGAAAGGAGCUAAAGGAGCUAACCGAAGCUAACAGAUAUGACGGAGUAAUAACAAAUGGCUGCUGUCGUUAGUCUCACGCGGAUGGAGAGGAGGCGUCCAGCACAAGAGGACAUUUGUCCUCUGGAGUCUAAGUCUUUGAGGGCGGACGGAGAGGACAGACAGGAAGAGGACAGACAGGAAGAGGACAGACAGGAAGAGGACAGACAGGAAGAGGACAGACAGGAAGAGGACAGACAGGAAGAGGACAGACAGGAAGAGGACAGACAGGAAGAGGACAGACAGGAAGAGGACAGACAGGAAGAGGAGAGAACAGCUGUCUCCGGUGACAUCACGGUGACAGGUCAACACUUCGGAGCCAAUAAAGUUUGGUUGAAUUCAGCCGUCGACGUGGCGACCAGCGAGGCCAGCGAGGACGAACUGGGACGACUGGACAUCGACCUGGACAGGAAGUCCAAACAGCACAACUUGACGUCCAGCAACGUGCGCGCCAUCCUGCACGAGGUGAUUACCCAUGAGCACGUGGUGGCCAUGAUGAAAGCUGCCAUCAGAGACACGCAGGACCUCCCCAUGUUUGAGCCCAAGAUGACUCGAUCUAGACUGAAACAGGCCAUUCAGCAGGGACAGCCACUGAACUGGAGUCUGUCUGCAGUGAACACAGCCAAGCCUCCUCAGUUUGUGGACAUAGAUCUGGAGGAGGAUGAGGACUCGUCAGAUGAAGAGUAUUGUCCUGAGGAAGAGGAGGAAGAGGAAGACACGGCUGAAGAGACAUUCCUCAGUGAUGCAGACAGCUUGGCUUCACCUCCCAAAAUGCAUCAGGACUCUCAUCCCAGAGUUUGGGCAGACCAGAGGACUGAUGACCCGCUACAGAGACCCCCAGGACAGCUGGGAGACCCCCUAACCUGCACUCCUCAUCACCUCCUCCCACCUCCAGAGUCCUCCUUCCUGGAGAGACUCAACGCUGUGGAUGAGGAGCUGGACAGCAGCGCUGUCUACACAUAUAACCAGUCUCUGGACAGAAAAGCUGACGAUGCUGCUGAUGAUGAUGAUGGCGGUGGCGGCGAUGAAGGCUCCAGCUGUUUGGCGUUCCGUACGCGCUCCAAGCGUCCCCUGGUGAACGUUCCUCUGGGCCAGCUGGAGGCGGAGCUUCUGGCCCCUGACAUCACUGAAGACAUGUACGAGCAGAGCGCUGCCCAGCGGAAGCAGGACCGCCACUGGACCAAGUGGCUGCAGGGCCUCAUGGCCCCCGACACCGACGAGGAAGCCGACGAUGAAGACGACCCCGAGUACAACUUCCUGGAGGACGUGGACGAGCCGGACCUGGAGGACUACCGGACGGACCGCGGCGUCCAGAUCACCAAGAAGGAAGUGAACCAGCUGCUGGAGGAGCUCUUUGAUACACUCCAGGAGGAAGAGGAGGAACACGAGGAAGAGGAGCCCUCUCAGACUGGACCCAAGUUCAACGUCCCCCAGGCUUUACGUUUUGAUGCUCCGUUAGCCAGCAUGCUAACGGAGCGCCGGCGGACGGUGAGGAAACAGUACGAAGCUGCUCAGCAGAGGAGAGCCCUGCAGGACACCACCAACCAUCACCGUGACAAUAAGGAAGCAGCCGGCCCGGCGCCAGACCCCGUCCCCUCCGUGUUGGUGCUGCCGGGCCGGGUGGAGCCCCCCCUCCACCUAAACUCGCCCCAGAAGCUGCAGCUGCAGCAGCAGAUACAGCAGGUACAACCAGCAACCCUAACCCUUGUUGUCUGUGUUCUGCAGGAGGAGCUGCAGCAGUUCUCCAGCCGACGGGAGCAGGUUUUGCUGCCCAGCAGCUUCAGGGUGUGUAACCUGCGGGGGGCGCUGGAUCUCCUGCAGGAGGUGGAGCAGAGGGCGGAGCCUCCUGUUACUCCACUUCCUGUCCCUGCUGCGGCCUCCAGACGCUUGCUCCCCAGCAUGACUCCUGCCACCAACAGCCACGCCUUCCCUCUGCUGCCCGCUGAAGACGCCUGGCUGUUCGCCACGCGUCCCGUCUUCCUGUACCCAGAACUACUUCCUGUCUGCAGCCUGGACCCCCCCGCACACAGCCAGCGGCCCCGCAGCAUUUACACCGCCGGAGAGGACGGGCUGAUCGUUCUGGCUCUGAAGCACUUUGCGGAGACGCUGCAGCCAGACCAGCUGAUCAGCUGCUACCUGGUCUGUAAAUCUCGCUGGAACUUCAGGAAACACGUGAGGGACAUGAGUGGACCGAGAGCGCCGAGCAGCAGCGUCAUCAAGAUGUUUGUGACGCAGCGAGUCGUCCCACCGUUGCCGCUUGCCUGCAGCCGAGUUGAUCCGGGAGAGCAGCGCCCCCCGGUGGACAGAAACACCCCCAACACGCCAAACUGGCUCAAGAACAGUCAGCUGAUCAUCCAGAAGUCCCGUCUGAGCUCCGGCCAUUACCCCCCUUCCCUCCCCCCGGGCAUCACCCUCAGGCUCCACCCCUAUUGGCUCAGCAAGUCCUCACAUCCACCUCCACCUUCACACAGACGGAUCUUCGCCCUGGCCCACAAUGCAUCUCUGCCGCCUCUCGCACAACGCCCAGCAGACAGACAGUCAGACAGACCAGAGGACUCGCUGUUAGACAGGCAGGCAUCGCGGAAAUCAAAGAGACGAACAGACAGAUGGUUGGACAGAAAGAUAAACCAACCGAUGGACAGACAGCCAAUCAACACCCUGUCUCUCCCCCCUCCAGGUGUCACUUUACUCUCUGACUCCGCUGUUUCCACAGCUCUGUCUCCGCCUCUCGCUGUUUCUGGAGCCCUGGCUCCGCCCCCUGUCUGUGGGGCUGUCUCAUUGGCUGCUGUCCAUCCAGGCCCCGCCCACAUCCUCCAGCCCUGCCUUCCUAUUGGCCAGUGGACACAGCAGCAGCAGAGCAGCAGAGCUUCUCUCCCUCUCCCCUCUCUGACCGAUGCUCGGACAAAUGUGACUCCGGCGUACUUCCUCCUCCAGAUGGUGUGGACGCCCGCCGCCACCUCCCAGCAUGCUCUGGGGCAACAGCUCCACAGACCAAUCAAAGAGGAGCGAGAGGACACAACGCCACGCCUUCCACUGGAGGAAGAGAGACGGGAAGAGGAGGAAAGUUCAGGUUCAUCAUCAACACUCAGCCCGAUGUCUUCCUGUGAAGAAGGGGAAGAGGGGAGAGAGGGAGGAGAAGAGGAGAACUGGGCUGAUCUGGGUGUGCUGAACGGAGUACAAAAUACUGGAGGAGAGGAAGAAGAGGGGAGAGAAGGGGGAAGAGAGGAAGAGGAGGGUGCAGGAGGAGGAGGAGGAGAGGGGGAUGAAGAUCAGGACCGGCAGGGAGAGGAGGAAGAGGAGGAGGAGGAGGACUUCGAUGACCUCACGCAGGACGAAGACGAAGAGGAAGUGAUGUCGUCUGCGUCGGAGGAGUCGGUGCUGUCGGUGCCAGAGUUACAGGAGACGAUGAAGCAGCUGACGUGGCUGGCGGCCGAGCGGCGUCUCUGUACAGAUGGAGACUCUGAGGAAGACCACUCCCCCACCUCUCAGGAGGAGGAGGAGGAGGAGGAAGAGGAGGGGCCUAAAGGGGAGGAGUCUGGAGAGGGGGGGGGCAGCAAGGAGGGAGGAGAAGAGGAGGGAGGAGACGAGGAGACGCCAGCAGGAGAGGAGACGACCAGAGGAGGAGCAGGAGGACGCUGUCUGGGACGGGGAAGAGGUCGUAGCCGUCCUCUCCGAGGUCUGAGGAGAGGACGCCAGCAGCGCCACAGCAAAGACGCCGCUAAACUCCUCCAGCUGUACGACGACAACAUCGUCAACAAUGACCCGCAGAGAGAGAGCAAGGACCUGGCCUUCGCCCAGAGCUACCUCCACAGGGUGCAUGAAGUAGAUUUUGGGGUAUGGUGUGCUGAAGUAGAUUUUGGGUAUGGUAACCUCUGUCCCGUGUUGUGUUCAGGUGCGGGAGUAGAUUUUGGGUAUGGUAACCUCUGUCCCGGUGUGUUUCAGGUGCGGGAAGUAGAUUUUGGCAUAUGGUGCGUGAAGAUAGAUUUUGGGUAUGGUAACCUCUGUCCCGGUGUGUUUCAGGUGCAUGAAGUAGAUUUUGGGUAUGGUAACCUCUGUCCCGUGGUCGUUCAGGUGCGUGAAGUAGAUUUUGGGGUGCAUGAAGUAGAUUUUGGGUAUGGUAACCUCUGUCCCGUGUGUCUUCAGGUGCAUGAAGUAGAUUUUGGGUAUGGUAACCUCUGUCCCGGUGGUCUUCAGGUGCGUGAAGUAGAUUUUGGUAUGUGGAAACACAUGUUUACAGAUGGUUCCCAGCAGGUGCUACAGUGUGGACUGUUUGAGGAGCAGCAGGCGUUUGAACGCAGCCGGCGGUUCCUGCGCCAGCUGGAGAUCAGUUUUGGAGAUAAUCCAUCUCAUUACCAGAAGAUCAUCAAAGCUCUGCAGACCGGUCCGGACCUGAGUCCAAACAGCAUCGCCGAGCUGAAGGCCCAGAUGUCUGCGCUGCUGAAAGGCCACACCCACCUCCAGACUGAAUUCUGGGUAUUUUUUGACGAGCUCCGCCCCCCCCCAGCCCGCCCAGGACAGUUCGAAGAAGCUCAUUGGCCGGAGGACGGAGGGGGCGGGUCCGACGGCGGGGAGGGCGGCGGCCUCGUGUUAGGGGGCGGAGCCAGCUGCGGCUUCGAGGAAGUGACGCUCCCAGAGCUGGAGGAGGAAGAGGAGGGGCUUAAGAUCCAACCAAUGGCGAGCCGGCGUCAGAGGAGGAAGAUGGACGCCCACAGGAACUACAAGGACUGUGAUUGGUCGGAUGAGGCAAAGAUCAGCAGACACAGGAGGAAAGGAUGCUCUCACUGCCAUGGCAACAAGACCUCAGGGGGCGUGUCCAGAGCCAUGAAGAGUCUGGACCCGCUGUACUCUCAGAUAAGCUCCGCCCACAAAGACCUGGACCUGAAGGGGGACCACAGUCCACAACCAGCUGAUGCACCAGCUGCUCAUCCUUCAGAAACACCACCACUGCUUUGUUCAUUCUGGAUGCAAAAGACAAGUUGUCAUAGCUACCUGUUCACCAACCGCCAACAGCACCUCCUCCACAGUAACAUUACUCUCCGGGGGGGCUAUCCUCACGCCCUGCCGGAGACUCGGAGGUGGCGUCUCAAAGGACGCCAUUCCUCCCGAAAAAAGACCCCGAUUCCUCAGCAGACACUCCACAAAAAAGGUCUAAGAAACUUACCUGAUCAUGCACCAAAAAGACAGACUGAAGACAGUCAGAACAUCCGAAAACAGAAACAGUUAGAAACUCCACUCGCACCUCCUCCUCCUCCACUCACACUCACCGGAAACGGAGAGGAGAGGAGAGGAGAGGGGAGGAGAGGAGAAGAUAGAUGA